Molecule: messenger RNA, 1764 nt
Organism: Acipenser ruthenus (sterlet)
Lineage: Eukaryota; Metazoa; Chordata; Actinopteri; Acipenseriformes; Acipenseridae
Product: inositol monophosphatase 1-like
Exons: 9
Coding region: 473-1327 (284 amino acids)
Biological process (GO): phosphatidylinositol phosphate biosynthetic process; signal transduction; inositol metabolic process
Molecular function (GO): inositol monophosphate 1-phosphatase activity
Source: RefSeq, a predicted model, not a curated record
UUUCAGAAACAGUGAGAGGCAUCACCAGGUUUCCCUAAUAGCACCAAAACUGUUAGACAUGCUUUGCCAACAAUCACAGAAAUCUUUGACAUUUCCCCUCAUUCACAUUGCAAGUCUCAAGAUCAUCAAUGCAGUCUGGCAAACUUACAGGAGGAUUCCUCGGUCCUGACCAAGUAGAGGAACCAAGUGGGUUCUUCAUUCCUCCAGGCAUCGAGGAGAAUGUGUGCUCUGUCCUUGACAACAGGAACACUGUAGCUUGGCGAGGGGAAGUGAAUAAAAGCAACUUCAAGGAUGACUUCAACCCAACACAUUUUAUUAUGAAUCCCAACAGCGAAAUGUCUAGCGUCGCAAAGAAAGGAGGAAAAUGUGGAAAGACAGUUAAGAAAGAGUUCAUUCCUUUGCCAUAGCAACCAGAACCACACAGUGUCAUAAUCAUGAAAAGCUGCUCCACAUAAGAAUAAAUUGAGGAAAAAUGUCAGAUGUUUGGGAAGAGUGUAUGGACCAUGGAGUGGCUGCUGCUAGAAAAGCUGGAGAAGUGGUUCGAGAAGCUUUAAAAAAUGAAGGCUGUAUGUCCGUAAUGCUGAAAAGUUCUCCAGCUGAUCUGGUAACAGAGACUGAUCAGAAGGUGGAGUCGAUGAUUAUAUCUUCAAUCAAAGAGAAAUUUCCAACUCACAGUUUUAUUGGAGAGGAGUCUGUGGCAGCAGGAGAAUCUAGCAUACUAACAGACAACCCCACUUGGAUUAUCGACCCCAUUGAUGGAACAACCAACUUUGUGCACAGAUUUCCAUUUGUAGCCGUGUCUAUUGGCUUUGCUGUCAAGAAAGAGCUAGAAUUUGGAGUUGUUUACAGCUGCAUGGAGGACAAAAUGUACACUGCAAGAAAAGGGAGAGGAGCAUUUUGCAACGGAGUGCAGCUAAAGGUCUCCGGACAAGAAGAUAUAACUAAAUCACUUAUAAUUACUGAACUGGGUUCCAAUCGAAACCCAGAUACUGUGAGAAGGGUUCUUGCAAACAUGGAUCGGCUUUUGUGCGUUCCAGUUCACGGAAUCCGAGCAGUAGGCACAGCCGCAGUUAACAUGUGCCUCGUGGCCACAGGCGGGGCAGAUGCUUAUUACGAAAUUGGGAUCCACUGCUGGGACAUGGCAGCAGCUGCAGUCAUAGUUACAGAAGCGGGAGGCGUUGUAAUGGAUGUAACUGGAGGACCGUUUGAUUUAAUGUCCCGAAGAUUGAUAACAGCAAGCAGCAGAGCCAUUGGAGAAAGAAUAGCGAAAGAGCUUCAGGCCUUUCCAUGUGAAAGAGAUGAUGGAAAGAAAGAAGAUCAAUUAUAGUGGAUUAUUUUAAGGUGUUUAUAUUGUAGGCUAAAAGUGUUUGUUGUAUGUUAUUGUAUAAUGAAAACCAUGCAUAAUGAUGACCAUGCAUUGUUUUUAUUUUGAAAGUUUUACUGCAAAAAUACUUUUUUACUAGAUACAGACAAAAAUAAUAUGUUUUAAUAAAUAAGUAAUUUAAAGGAUUUAAAAAAGAAAGUUUUGUUUGGAGAAACACAGUUUUAAUAAGUUCCUAGACUAGUGUUACAAUUGUAUGUAUUAAACUACUGCUAAUUUUAGAAAAUAUGCAUUCAUUCUGAAAUGACACAAAUUGUAACUCGGCACAAAUUCAAACAGGCAGACCCUUCCCUUUACAUUCCUGUGAAAAUCUGCAAGCCUUCAUUGUAUUUAUUAAAAUGUUUUUAUGUAAACGUGAAAUUAAAUAGGUCAUCAUAAAGUCA